AUGGCACCACAAAAAUCAAACAGCAGCCGCAAACCCACAAAGGACGAUAGCAAGAGACCAGACAAGAAACCUCUUCCUCGCCGCCAAGUUCAAGACCAAAAUCGACCGCAGAGACAGCAGAAUGACUCCGGCGCUGAAAAUCAAAACGAAAAAAAUCAGAUUGACAUAUCUGACUCAAUUCCGAUAACUCUGCAACAGAUUCUCCUGAAUGUAUUCAAGUCCGCUCUGCUCUCAUCGCCACAUUCAUCUUCAGAAUCCCAAGAUCCUGCUGCAGAGGAGCCUCUGGACAUCAAGACCCUUAUCCAGACCAUCAAAUCGCACCUGUAUAAUCGGGACUUUGAUUCUGCUUUUGCGGAUGCUGAUGAAGGGUUGCUUAGGGCUUAUGCCUUGAGAUGGAGUGCGGCGAGAGCGUUGGGCUAUGCGGGGCUGUUUAAGUCUAUGUUCAAGGUUUUGAUGGAGGAUGAAGCUAGGAAUUCUGGCAAGGGCUCUGCGCUUCACCCAGCUCAUGUGGUCUGUAUUGGUGGUGGUGCAGGCGCAGAGAUUGUUGCGCUUUCAGCGGCGUGGAGGGAUUUGAUGGAUGAAGGGACUAUACUUGGGUCCCAGAAGGGACUGUCAGAUGCCUUUGAAGCCGUUUCUCUAAGUGACAAGCACGGCGGCCAAGGGGAUGAGUCCACAAGAAAAUCCGAACAGUUACAAACGCCACCUACCUCGUCUUCUAGUCUUUCAAUAACAGCCGUCGACAUUGCCGACUGGUCUGCUGUUGUGAGACGCUUAUCCUCCACCAUCCUAUCACCCUCAGUCCCAGGCUCAAAGUCACAUCCCUCCCCUCUUCUUGCAAACGGCCAACAACAAGAUACAACAACUGACAGUAUUUUAAAUGUCGACUUCAAACGCCUUGACGUACUAUCAUUAUCGGACGCAGAGCUAGCCUCGCUAUUCCACUCCACUCAACCAUCUUCAUCCACCCACACCAACAUGGUCACCCUAAUGUUCACGCUAAACGAACUCUUCUCAACAUCCAUGCCCAAAGCGACAGCGUUCCUUCUCAGAACCACCGACCUCCUACAGCCGGGCACGCUCCUGUUAGUUGUCGACAGCCCCGGCAGUUACUCGACUCUGAAACUCGGUAAGGGAGGCAGCGCAGGAGCUCAGGAGCGGCAAUAUCCGAUGAAGUUCCUGCUUGAUCAUGCGCUGCUUUCUGUUACGAAGGGGAGCUGGGAAAGGGUGUACUCGCAGGAUUCGAGAUGGUGGAGGAGAGAUGCGGCUAGGUUGUGGUAUGAUGUUGGAGAGGGCGCUGGAUUGGAGGAUAUGAGGUUCCAGAUCCAUGUUUAUCGGAGGCUGUGA
This is a messenger RNA of Aspergillus puulaauensis, 1344 nucleotides long. Its product is annotated as 25S rRNA (uracil2843-N3)-methyltransferase. The transcript has a single exon. The record is from RefSeq and is a predicted model, not a curated record. NCBI's taxonomy places the organism in Eukaryota, Fungi, Ascomycota, Eurotiomycetes, Eurotiales, Aspergillaceae. The coding region runs from base 1 to 1344 and encodes 447 amino acids.